Messenger RNA from Mercenaria mercenaria, 2440 nucleotides. Its product is annotated as gamma-aminobutyric acid receptor subunit rho-1-like. The coding region runs from base 139 to 1224 and encodes 361 amino acids. Gene Ontology annotation, biological process: signal transduction; chemical synaptic transmission; monoatomic ion transmembrane transport. Gene Ontology annotation, molecular function: extracellular ligand-gated monoatomic ion channel activity; neurotransmitter receptor activity; transmembrane signaling receptor activity. Lineage: Eukaryota; Metazoa; Mollusca; Bivalvia; Venerida; Veneridae. The record is from RefSeq and is a predicted model, not a curated record. The transcript is spliced from 8 exons. Gene Ontology annotation, cellular component: neuron projection; synapse; membrane.
AUAAUUUGAGCGUAUAAGGUGAUCGGAUAUUUAAAAAGUAGGACUCUUUUUUUGUUUUGUUUUUUUUUUGUUUUAUAUAUCAAAUCCUCUGUAACAUGAAUAAUAAGUAAAUAAUUUGAUAUUAAGGAGAAAACAACCAUGAGUACCCAGAAGAAAAGAAAUGUGUACGUGAAGGUCAACUUUCUGAAGGUCACUGAUAUAGACACAAUAAAGGAAGUGUUUCAUGCGGAUGUCCUCGUAAAAGUUCGAUGGCGGGAGCCGUCAUUAGACAACGCCAAGGACCUAUCAGUGUCCGACUUCAGUAAAUACUGGAAUCCAAAGAUUGUUAUAAGCAACAGUGCGCCAAACGCCACGUGCAAAACAUGGAGGGCCGCAAAACUUGCUAAAGAUGGAGAAGCGUUCAUCACAGAGAAAUUUAGAAUUAAAGGUGUUUUUGCUGAGAAUUUGGAAUUACACGACUUCCCUUUUGAUGUUCAGGAUUUGUCAAUAGUUGUGUCUUCAGAGUUAGACGAUGACGUAGUGGAUAUUGUAGAGGACAAUGAGGAAGUUUCUGCGGUAAACGUUCUUUGUUUUGUUGACGAUACGGAAUGGACUGUACGUGAUUUAGUGUAUUCCGAACCGAGGACGUUCAACAAGGAGAUAGCGGAGACGCAGUUCAAGAAUCCCGCACUGCUUGUGAAAUGUGUGGCGACAAGGAACGCCGGAUUUUUCCUCUAUAAUAUUAUUCUAAUUAUGACGAUGAUAUCUACAUUAUCAUUGACUACAUUUGCUGUCGACAAAGCUUUGAUCCAAAACCGACUUCAGUUAGCAUUUAUUAUCACCCUGACAGGAGUUACAUUCAAAAUGGUGUCCAACCAAAGUCUACCAAAGAUCCCAUACCUUACACAUCUGGACCGGUUUAUAAUCGGAAGUAUGGUAUUUAACUGGUUAGUUUGUAUCUGGCACGCCAUUUUGUCACAAUAUAAAAACGACAGCAACCAGGGUGAUAUGGACAGAAUUGCAUUCUUCACGUUAAUCGGUCUUCUGGGGUUCUUUCAUCUUGUUUUCUGGCUGUUGGUCCUUAUAAAGAGAAUAUACCAGGAGUUCAAACUGAAAGAUAGAGAGGCAGUUUAUCAGGAAAAGGCAUUGCGUUUGAUGGGAUCUACCUGGAAGAGUGACAGAAUGAACAGAAGGCGGAAGGUCACACGAAAAAAUAAAAUAGACGCAGGUGGAAAUUUCGUCUGAAAGGGAUUGGAUAUUUCAGCAUUGUUACAACAGUUACUUCCCUUUGAUUCGUUGUCUGACAUUUGCCUACCAACAAGAUGCAUGGGAAGCUGUAUGUGCGCCUACUUUAAAAAAAAAAACUAUUUCCACUGCAACCAUGUAUUAAAUACUAUACAUGAAACAAAAGGAGAUUUUUUCUUCCACUUAUAAGGCUAUGUUUACCAAUAAAACACUGUUCUUUGUUUCAAAACCUUAAAUUCUGCCAGUUCAGGGCCAUACCGCCAUACAAUAAUUAUUCAGUGGAGCCUCUCCAGAGCGGCCCUUUCUAUAGCAAAAACCUCUCCACAACAGCAUCAUCAAAAUUUCCCACAGAUGAAAUUUACUAUCAAUUUAACCUCUAUGGAGCAACAACCUCUCGACAGAGAUUAAUAUCUGUAUCUCCCAAAGGGUGUUGCUCUGCAGAGGUUGCACUGUACUUUCUAUAUUUUCACUUUGUAAUGUCGCUUGUUCAUAGACAUUUUUCAUACAAUUCAUCUAUACUAACUUGUUGCUUCAAAAAUGCCAAAAAGAGACAGGGUUGUCGCAAAUUAUACCAGCAGAAGUCGGGUACCAUCAUAUUGCUCCAUUUCAGAUCCAGUAUCACAGAAUAAACACACUAAAGACUCGAAUAUACAGAUAAAAGAAAACGCCUAAUUUAAUAUAAAUACGCUAGAAAUAGAACUACAUCUAUUAAGGAUUUUUCGACUGAAAAUCAUUACUCACAAUUUCCUAGGAAACUGCAUUUGAGCCGUGCCAUGAGAAAACCAACAUAGUGGGUUGGCGACCAGCAUGGAUCCAGACCAGCCUGCGCAUCCACACAGUCUGGUCAGGAUCCAUGCUGUUCGCUUUCAAAACCUCUUGCAAUUAGAGAAACCGUUAGCGAACAGCAUGGAUCCUGACCAGACUGCGCGGAUGCGCAGGCUGGUCAGGAUCCAUGCUGGUCGCAAAGCCACUAUGUUGGUUUUCCCAUGGCACGGCUCAUUUUACACUAAUGGUGAUCAUUUGAAUGCCUGAAGGAGGGAGAAAUAUGAAAAUAUAUUAAUGAAAUACAGUUCUCUAUUGUAAUGUUCACUAAAGUCUAUUUAUGGUAAAACUUAUGAAACUUUAUAUUAUGUUCUAAUUUAUUUAUUAUGUUUGUUAGCCUUCACUGUUGUUUUGGUACAGAUUAAAUGAUACAUAAAUGAUAAUUUGAAAUUUC